GCGCGCCGAGCUCUUCGUGAUGCCGGUCGUAUUGAGCGCACGCGCCUUGAACGGCGGCUUGAAAAGCUGAUCGCUUUGCAUUUUAAUGCGAAGGGACAAGCCAGUACAAAUUCGAGGGCACAGCCAUCGAGGAGGGCAUCUUCAUUCUUUGAUAUUGACAUCAAGGAAUUGAGGAAUCUAGAUGCAGCAGAUCUCUGGAAGAAUAUGAUGCAGAAUCAAAUCACACCUGGGAGCAAGGCAGAUAUUCGAGCUCAGGAACAAAGCAUCACGCCUUGGGAGAACGAUAGCGACGUAUCACAGUGUCCACUGUGCUCCGCAUCAUUUCACCCAAUCACAAAUCGUAAACACCAUUGUCGUCUUUGUGGUCGAAUCGUUUGCUCUCUUCCUGCAAAACGCGGUCAGCGACCUGUCACAUGUUCACUCCUCUUCAUUGCCGAUAAAAAGACAGGGAAGAUAGAAGAGGUGGGCGAAGGAGUUGAUUAUGGCGUGCGGAGACGAAGUAGCAUGGGGCCACAAAACAAAGGUAAAGAGAAAGAAGCGCUUAUUGAAGAGGAGAAGUUCCUCCAAGGAGUGAGGAUCUGUCGAGAGUGUUCCUCAAUCCUCAAGCGUCAACAGCACAGGCAGGAAGCAUUCCACGUACCAACAUAUGCCAGACUCUACGAGGCGUUCAUAAACCUUGAAAAACAGAUUGAAGACGCUCUUCCAGUCUUCCAGGAACUGCUACUAGCUCUCAACAACGAUGACCAGCCAACGGCCGAAGCGUCUGCCGCUCGAAAGCGUCUUUUGGAGGCAUUUUCGCAGUACGACUCUCUGGCGAAACGAAUCCGAACGCUGCCAACUCCAGGGCCCGGGAGUUCCCAAGAUCGUGUGCAGGCAGCGAUACUCACGCGAGCGAGUGUGUUCCUGCAGAAACACAUGUUCCCUCUUCGGACUCUUCCAAAACCCAAGAAACCCAUAUCUUCGCCAAUCACGGAAGCAGAGACCCCCGUCAUCGACCCAGACUCAAACCUGGCUCACGUCCUGCAGCCAUUACUCGAGCAAGAAGCCCUUCUUGAGUCUUUCGUGGAAGAAGCCAAGGCUCACAGGAAGUUCGAGGACGUGCAGACACUCAAAUCAAACCUUCGUGAAAUCAGAUCCGAGAUCGACAAGGUCCUAGCAAAUGCUGAUUAUGAAGUACAUCGACAAAAUGGAUAG
This is a messenger RNA of Heterobasidion irregulare TC 32-1, 1194 nucleotides long. RefSeq lists its product as uncharacterized. The annotation marks the transcript as partial. Gene Ontology annotation, molecular function: metal ion binding. Lineage: Eukaryota; Fungi; Basidiomycota; Agaricomycetes; Russulales; Bondarzewiaceae. The transcript has 6 exons. The record is from RefSeq and is a predicted model, not a curated record.